AUGUCGCUUAGUCUUAGUGGUAUUAAAUGGUUUACGAGGAAACCAGUAUUGUUAAGGGUUAUCCCUCGACACUCUAGAAGAUUUCAAUCACAAUUAAGCGAUGAAACAAUCCUUAAUGAAACGUUACAAAGAAAGGAACUACCGGCCUCCCUCAUAAAAAAGGCUCAGUUAUAUGGAAAGGAAUUUUUAGAUCUGGAGCAGAAGCUUUCUAAAGGUGAGAAUUUUAACGUAGAUGAUCAAAAACGAUUUGCCAAAUGUUCAUCGAUCGCAGAAACUUUAAAAGUUUAUCAAAAUUCUCUCUUAGAAUUGAAUGAGUUAAAUGAGAUGAUAAAGAUGGAUCCAUCUCUGAAGGAGGAAGCAGAAAUGGAGAUUAAUACGAAAAUUCCUAAAUUUAAUGAAACUUCAAACAAUCUAUUGAGUAAACUUAUACCUACCAAUCCAUUUGCAGAUAAACCGUGCAUUAUGGAAUUACGACCCGGCGUGGGUGGAAUAGAAGCAAUGAUCUUUGCACAGGAUUUGGCAUCUAUGUAUUUGAAUUAUGCAAGUACUCAUCAUUGGAAACAUCAUAUAAUUUCACAACAAAUGAAUGAAAGUGGUUCCGGCAUUCUUAGUUCAGUAUUGAGUAUAGAUCAACCGGGAUCAUAUGAACGCUUACGAUUAGAGGCUGGGGUACAUAGAGUGCAAAGGAUUCCUGCCACAGAAACAAAGGGAAGGACGCACACGUCUACUGCUGCAGUUGUAGUCCUUCCUCAAUUAGCUGAUGAUUCGGAAAAAUCAACAGAUGCUUAUGAACGAACUUUUAAGCCAGAUGAGAUAAGGGUUGAUGUAAAGAGAGCUAGUGGUAAAGGUGGUCAACAUGUCAAUACAACCGAUUCUGCUGUAAGACUUACACAUUUUCCAUCUGGGAUUGUUAUUUCAAUGCAAGAUGAAAGAUCUCAGCAUAAGAAUAAAGCUAAAGCUUUUACCCUGUUGAGAGCUAAGUUGGCUGAAAAGGAACAGCGUGAAAAGGAAGCUGCUGGAAUUGCAGCAAGAAAGGAACAAGUCACUACAACAGAUAGAUCUGAUAAGAUUAGAACAUAUAAUUACCCGCAAAAUAGAAUUACAGAUCAUAGAUGUGGGUUCGCCAUUCAUGAUAUUCCCGGAGUUAUGGCAGGUGAUAAACUAGAUGAAAUCAUAGAUGCCACGAGAAUUUAUGAAACCGAUGAAAAGGCUAAAACCUUGCUUGUUGACUGA
Molecule: messenger RNA, 1233 nt
Organism: Maudiozyma barnettii
Lineage: Eukaryota; Fungi; Ascomycota; Saccharomycetes; Saccharomycetales; Saccharomycetaceae
Gene: MRF1
Product: Mrf1p
Exons: 1
Coding region: 1-1233 (410 amino acids)
Biological process (GO): translational termination
Molecular function (GO): translation release factor activity
Source: RefSeq, a predicted model, not a curated record